Molecule: messenger RNA, 3257 nt
Organism: Priapulus caudatus
Lineage: Eukaryota; Metazoa; Priapulida; Priapulimorpha; Priapulimorphida; Priapulidae
Exons: 6
Coding region: 110-1297 (395 amino acids)
Source: RefSeq, a predicted model, not a curated record
CCACUCUAGUGCUAGUGCCCCGGCGGACGCCUAGCUCCCGUUGACGUAUGAGUGAAGUGCGAUCGCGUAGCGGUGUGGCGUGUCAGCUUGGGAUUAUACAUUCGAUUCGAUGGCACAAGAUGGUCCACUUGUUCUCUUCAUCUUCGCCGUGAUAUUGCAGUAUCAGACCGCCGCCACGUCGGAUGCUGUGAACGAAACAAGUAGCUUGGUAAAACCGGUGCCGGCGCUGGUGUAUACGGAAUAUGAGGCUGCCAGAACAGUGCGCGACAGAGAUCAGACUUACAGGAAUUACCUGAGAAACGCACGUCUAAAUAGACCAGAUGUCGACAGGUAUACAGUUGAAGAAAGACGGACGUCAUUCAUAGAUAAAGGCGAUCAGAUAGCACACAAGCAAUACGAGCGCAAGCAGCACAGAGAAGAUUACCACGGCCCCGAUGAGCGGCGCCACUAUCGGUACUCAGACUAUGCCGACGUCGACGAUGACUACAGGCUCACAGACCACGUGACAUACCACCAAUUCGAUGACGAGCUUGGGACGCAUCAUCGUCACACGCAAUACGUCAUUCUUCACGACGACGAUGUCACCGGUGGAUAUAUAAAAUAUGUCGGCUACAUAACCAAAGCAACACCAUUUGGAAUAAAGAUCGUCGCUGUGGCCAAGCCAUACUAUAGGCGCUAUGGCAACUACGCCGCCGCCACGAGCGGGAGACCGAAAGAGACUCCUUACAACGACCUAGACGGAAACUACGGAGGUUUCUACUCUCUGCGCGGAUUACGUCACGCGCGCACGUACCGGCCACCAGAGGGCGCGAUGACGGCCAGAAAGAGAAUUGACGACGCAUCUGUAGGAUACCGGAGAAGAGCGAUCCCUAGUGGGGACGUAAACCAAUCGUUCUCGCCCGUGAUUCGCAAGCGAAGCGGCCAUCAACAGAGCGCGACUAAUGUCGGGAUCGUGCCGCAAGAGACCACGGCAGACAAGAUGGAAGCUAAAACCUUGUCCCGCCGUUCACCGGUGACACCCAAGCAUCGGCGAAGAGGUAGCCCGCUAGAGGUCGCGGCGAAUCGACGCAGAGAAAUCACGUAUGACCACCAGGCGGCGCGUAGGGAUUCCUAUACCGGGAAACAGUCGUCGACGCAGCGGGCGUACGGAGCUGGCAGCCCGAUAGACAGAAAACCCCAUAAAGACCCGUACGGUUACCCGGUUUAUGAAUACACACCGGCCGCGGGAGUUCAUGGAUAUGGACCAGUCGGUUAUGGCAGCGGUCAGCAUGCAUACACGCUAAAAUCCUAUCCUUAAAAAUACUAAACCACGAAUAGCGGGAUGUAUAGUGGGAGAGCACAGUGUGUAUUAUGUGAGCGUACAACAAUAUGAUUAUAUCCGGGGUGACACGAUAAGGGAUUAUGACAAUAAUUCACAUAUUCACAAUGCACAUAUAUUAUAGGGAUGUUACAUUAUACAGUCAGUUGGGUUUCUCCCUUAUACGUCAUUGCUCGUGCUGCAUUAUUUAAACAGCUAAGGGGCCGUCUACAAUCAUGAAAUAACCAAAUUACACAACCAAAUUACCAAAUAAUUAACACUGAGGCUACAUGUAUCACUACUGUAUUUACCCUCGGCUACAUUCACGUUGGAACAACGUUUUAACACAAUAUAUGACGUGUAUCGAUAUGGCUGACAGCCUGCGUGACGCGCAAAUACCGUGAACGCGCAAAUACCGUGAACGCGCAAAUACCGUGAACGCGCAAAUACCGUGAACGGGCAAAUACCGUGAACGCGCAAAUACCGUGAACGCGCAAAUACCGUGAACGUGCAAAUACCGUGAACGCGCUAAUACCGUGAACGCGCAAAUACCGUGAACGCUCAAAUACCGUGAACGCGCUAAUACCGUGAACGCGCAAAUACCGUGAACGGGCAAAUACCGUGCACGCGCAAAUACCGUGAACGUAGUCACGGCAUAGUGUAACACAGGUAAGACAUCCAGGUGAAGCACGAUCGACGAUAAAGACGUCUAGAUAACGUUAAAGACAGAGAGGAAACCUCUACGAGGAUAACGACUGCAAACCUCCGCGCACGUAAUCAACCGAAUGCCAAUUAUCGACAUUCUAUUAGCAUCAUCGUAGGAAAUACGUGCGUUUGUGACGAUAGAGAGGUUUCAUCUGAUGCCUCACCAACUUUAUGAGAUGGUGCGUACAUAAUAAAUAUAUAACGAGGGACAUACGCGAAACAAAUAACUACGGCCGUCAUAUACGCGCAUGUAACGCGGCAAUAACGUUUCCAUCGAUUGGUACGUGCGCCAUUGGGAACGGUGCAUUCAUAUUGCUACCGAAUACACAGCCAGUUUUACCAUUCGGUAGAUUACCAGAUUUCGCAUUGCACGCAAAAGAUAUUUUUGUUGUUACGGCUAUGUAUUUUCGACUUCUUUUACAAGCAAAAACAAGAGGAUUUGACAGCCAAACAGAACAAUGCUGUGUGCCAGAAAUCGUGCGACAAGUUAACCGAUGUUGCAUAGGCGAAUGGGUAAAAUUACCCGGCUAUUGCCGCUAUUCCAACGAUGAGAGUACAUGGGUAAAUACGGACGACGCAAACAGACAGCAGACGACAUUAGCGGAAGUGAAUAACAGAUCUUAUUAUCAUAUUAUAUUAGUCUUCUUAUUGUUUACUCCAGCAGGGUGGGUGUUUGUGGGUGACGCGAGGGUGUUCUAAGCCUCUAGGCAGCAAAGCUUACGCAAAUGUAUUGCUAGUUUGUAGUUGUCCCCCAUCUAGCCUCUGAUAAUGUUGAUGAACGGACCUGUUUGUGCACGUUAGUUUUGCGUAUUCUCACGCAUUUUAUAGAUUCUUGCUAUUGUCACUCUAUUGCUAGAUGUCUUUAUGCUCGCGGCGGUGAAAUCAGAGAACAUCUAUGUUGAGAAACAACACAUGACGCAUAUAUGACGUUUAUUGUGAUCUUUUACAUGGUCUUAUUCGGACGAAACAAAUCUGCGCUUAGUUGCAGCUGCGAAUGAGUGUGCGUGAGUGCGUACGUGCGUGCGUGCGUGCGUGCGUGUGAGUAUAGCAGAGACAAUUGAACUUGCAAAAAUACGUUUCAUCAUUGCACACAAAAGCAUCCUAUGUAACUAUUGAUUGUGAACGGGCUUUCAGUAAAAAAGUUUCAACAAAUGCCCGAAUAUUACUCCGAAAUGUUAAUUGUGUAGUAAGAAACCUUAUUGACUUAGACAACAUCCGAUACAAUUAGAAAUAAAGGUGAAUACUUUUAAUAAUA